Chenopodium quinoa (quinoa) is the source of this 2506-nucleotide messenger RNA. Its product is annotated as heat shock 70 kDa protein II-like. Lineage: Eukaryota; Viridiplantae; Streptophyta; Magnoliopsida; Caryophyllales; Amaranthaceae. Gene Ontology annotation, cellular component: cytoplasm. Gene Ontology annotation, biological process: cellular response to unfolded protein; protein refolding. Bases 442 to 2316 code for a protein of 624 amino acids. The transcript has 2 exons. The record is from RefSeq and is a predicted model, not a curated record. Gene Ontology annotation, molecular function: ATP-dependent protein folding chaperone; misfolded protein binding; ATP binding.
UUGCCCCAUAGUGUAUGUUUACUUUAUUAAUUUUUGGUUGUGUAACUUUGAUGAGAGAGCAUAGUGAUGGGUCCAAAACUUUGUUUGUUGAAGAGGAAAAAAAAAAGAGGAAUAAUAAUUAAAGGACAGAGAGAGUAGUGCCAGUCUACAACAUUGGGGAAAAAGAAUUAAUACUACAGUCCGUACGUACAUUACCCAAAAGUUUACUUAAAUAACUGAAAAAAAAGAAAGAAAGAAAGGAAGAAAGAAAAGGAUUGAAAAGAGGAGUAUAGAGAUUACUCAGAUUAGAGAAAGAGGGGAGACCAUCCUGUAAAAACUGCAGCUUAAGUAGUGAAGUGGCAGAAGUGCAGCUCAAUUUUCUCUCUCUUCUACAAAUAUAACCGUAAAUGAUAACAAUAUCAUCAAUCAAACUGCUUUUUGGUAGUUCUAUUUCUACCUAAAAUGCAAGCUACAGCUGAAACUCCGUCGCCGGCGAUAGGAAUCGAUCUCGGGACGACGUAUUCAUGUGUUGCAGUUUGUCAAAAUGGAAGGGUCGAAAUAAUUCCCAACGAUCAUGGUAAUAGAACGACGCCGUCUUGUGUUGCCUUUACACCCACUGGACGCCUUAUUGGAGAAGCUGCCAAGUAUCAAGCUGAUAUUAAUCCUUCCAAUACUAUUUUUGAUGUAAAGAGGCUAAUAGGCAGGAAAUCGAAUGAUGAAGCUCUACUGAAAGACAUGAAGCGUUGGCCAUUUAAAGUCAAUGCUGAAGAAAUAAGACCCAAGAUUGUGGUGACAUACAAGGGUGAAGAGAAGUCAUUUGUAGCUGAAGAGAUUUCUGCUAUGAUCCUCUGCAGAAUGACAGAAAUCGCAGAGGCUUACCUUGGCACUUCUGUGAAGGAUGUUGUUGUUACUGUUCCUGCUUACUUCAAUAAUGUACAGCGUCAGGCAACUAAGGAUGCAGGAACAAUUGCUGGACUGAAUGUGAUGCGCAUUAUCAAUGAACCAACGGCUGCUGCCAUUGCUUACGGCCUUAACAGGAUGACUUAUGAUAGAAAGAAUGUGUUGGUAUUUAAUCUUGGCGGAGGUACUUUUGACGUCUCAUUGGUCAUUAUUGAGAAUGCAAAAUUUGAAGUCAAAUCAGUAAGUGGAGACACCAACUUGGGAGGAAGAGACUUUGACAACAGAAUAAUUGAACACUAUGUGACUGAGAUUCAGAGAAAGUAUGGAAAGAACAUUAGAGAGAAUUAUAGGGCUAUUGAGAAGCUAAGAGCUGCUUGUGAAAGGGCAAAAAGAAUCCUGUCUACAGCAACGUCAACUAGUAUUGUGAUUGAUGACCUUUUCGAAGGCUUUGAUUUUUCUUCAACCAUUACUCGUGGUCACUUUCAGAAGUUGAAUAUGGAGCUGUUUGAGGAGUGUUUAUGCCUCUGUUGUAAAUGUUUAGUUGAUGCUAACUUUGAUGAAGAUGAUAUUAAUGAAAUUCUUCUAGUUGGUGGGUCAAGCAGGAUUCCGAUGGUUCAGCAGCUGUUACAAGGUGUUUUCUGUGGGAAGGAGCUUUGCAAAAGCAUUAAUCCUGAUGAGGCUGUUGCCUAUGGUGCUGCCGCCCAGGCUGCAGUCCUGAGUGGUACAGAUCACAUGAGUUUUUCGGUUGUUGAUGUCACUCCAUACUCUCUUGGCAUUGAGGAUUGUUAUGAUCCUGAAGACAAGGGUGUUAUGAUUCCGAGAAACACUCCAAUCCCAACAAGGAUGCAAAAACUACUUUGUACUACAGAGGACAACCAAUGCACAGCUUCAUUUAAGGUUUUUGAAGGUUGGGGAUCCAAAGUCAAAGACAAUUAUUCAUUGGGUGUUUUUAAACUCCCUAAUAUUGCUCCUGGACACAAAGGCGUUCCUAAAGUAAACAUCUGUUUUGAAAUCGACGCUGAUGGCAUUUUGAAAUGUUUUAACCAAGAAUUGGAAACUGGAAGUACGAAUGGAAUUCCAUUUUUAAAUCAAUGUGGGCGAUUGUCAGAGAAAGAAGUCGAUAAGAUGAUGCAGGAUGCUGCAAAGUUCAAGCUCGAGGAUGAUUGGCAAGGUCUAAGGGUUAAAGCCAGGAAUGAUUUGGAGAACUACACUAAAACUAUAGCUGACAUGCUCAGAGAUCAUGGUAAGAAGAUUAAGCUCAAGGACAGGCGGAAAAUGAGUAAAGCUAUUGAGAAGACCAUGCUAUGGAUAGAUUGGAAUUAUCUUCACACAGAAGCAUGGACAUUUGAGGAAAAGAUGAGAGAGCUACAGAGCAUUUGUGACCCUCUUGUUGCAAGCAUGCGACCGAAUGAUGGUGCUGGGGCAAGUGGCACCUAGUGAUUCCGAUACUUGGAUUGUUGACAUUAAUGAUAAAGCGUGUACUUAUUACCCCAGUACUAAUCUGCUACGAAAAUUAAUUCAUUUUUUCCUUUUUUCCUGUUUUUUUGGUAUUCUAUUUCCACUUUAACUAGGAUAGUCUAGAUAUUUUAGCCUCUUACGUCUAUGUAUAUAUGACUAUCAAGCUUGA